Molecule: messenger RNA, 1485 nt
Organism: Salvia miltiorrhiza (redroot sage)
Lineage: Eukaryota; Viridiplantae; Streptophyta; Magnoliopsida; Lamiales; Lamiaceae
Product: SKP1-interacting partner 15
Exons: 1
Coding region: 144-1370 (408 amino acids)
Molecular function (GO): protein binding
Source: RefSeq, a predicted model, not a curated record
GUUAUAACAUAAACCUUGAUAUAUUUAUUAGUGGCAAAUCUAGUCAAACAUAAAAAUCAGGUCCCCGCAGUUGAGGGUUGACGGCGGCUGACCCGAUCCGACCCGGCCCAUUAAACCCCACCCAAAUUAACAAAGCAAGGGAAAUGUUCGUUAACUGCUCUUUCUCUCUCCGCUCACAUUUUCCGACCAAAGAAAACCGAGGUUUUACUGCUUCCGCCGCCCAAUCCGCCAUGGAAUCCUCCCCAUUCAACAAUCUACCCCAAGACACCCUCCACCAGAUCUUCUGCCACCUGCCCCUCCGCGAAAUCGCCGCCGCCAAGUGCUUGUGCAAGGCCCUCCGCGCCGCUCUCUCCUCCGCCUCGUUCCUCCACCACCUCCGCAGCCAAUCCCGCCCCCUCCCCCUCCUCGCCCUCAAGACCUCCCACCGCCACGUCUCCACCCUCCUCACACUCCACGCCUUCGACCCCGCCGCCAAUCAGUGGUUGAAAUUCUCCCUCUCCUUCCUCCCCUUCGCUGGUCUCCACCCAAUCACCUCUUCCAACGGCCUCCUCUACCUCUGGGCCUCCUCCCACACCUCCCGAACCCCCCAAAAUUCCCAAAAAGCCCUCGUCGUAUGCAACCCCCUCACCGGCCGCUUCAAAACCCUACCCCAGCUCGGCUCCGCUUGGUCCCGCCACGGCGCCGUCUUGGCCGGCUCCCUCAGCGUCGUUCUCGUCCUCACCGAGCUCGCCGUUCUCUACUACUCCGAAAAUGGAAACCCUAACGACGACGAUUUCAGCCCCAAUUCGCUCAAUUGGCUCAAAUUCUCGUCCAAUUUACCCUCGAAGCCCCGGAGCCCCGUCCUGAUCUCCGAUUUCAUCCUGACUCUGUGCGACGUGGGGUCGCCGUGGAGGUCGCAGUGGGCGAUGUUCAAGGCGAGGGUUGUGGAUAUGGAGAAGGCAAUGCAGUGGGUGAGGCUGGAGAGGCGCGAGUGGGGGGACAUUUUCGACAUUUUGAAGCGGCCGCGGCUGGUGAAGGCGGGGAGCGAUCGGAAGGUGUACAUGGUGGGCGGGCUGAAGAGCUCAUACGCGCUGCAGAGCGCGUGCACCACAAUCCUGAUACUGAGGCUGGACUUGGACAGCUUGGAGUGGGAGGAGGCGGGGCGGAUGCCGUUGGAGAUGUAUAGGUGUUUCAUGGAGAGUAGUAAGUUCAAGGUGUUUGGUGGGGGCAAUAGGGUGUGUUUCUCAGCCAAGAGGGUCGGGAGGUUGGCGCUCUGGGAGGAGUUUGGUGACGGCAAGAACGAGUGGAGGUGGGUGGAUGGCGUGCCCGGGAGCGGAGACGUCCUCUGCCGUGGAUUCGUGUUCGAGGCCAGGCUCGAUGCUGUUUUGUAGGUCAGCAGGAUUUUCACUUUCUUUCUAAUCUUGUUAUGCCAUACCUAUACUAUAUAUGAUGAUUUGGAAUAUUGAAUUCAAUGUGUUGUAUUAUCAGUGUUAUUGUUUAUGAUCA